GUACCUGUGGCAGGUGGCAAGGCAAGGUGUAAUGCGUUUGUUUUCCAUAUGUAUGUCAAAAUCGUGAUCAUGCAGCUAUAGUUGAAAUGAGUUUACGCACGGCAAUUAUUUUAUGAAAGGCCUUGACUAAUUUUUUUUAUCAACUCUAACAACACGCUUUACAAGCAAUGAUGGCAAAUAUUCCACCUUUACUAUCUUCAAGUCCGCCCCCACUUGACAUCUCAGAUGAACCAGAAGAUUUUAUUGAUGAAAUUAUACCAAGCUUUGAUUAUGAUGCUGUACCUGAACAAACAUACAAUGGUGAAGAUCUUGAUUGUACAAUAAAUUUUCACAACUCUCAUACAUUAAAAUUACCAAACAUCGAAGAAAAUGUAAUCAACAAUUUUAAUUCUUCUUGUGAUUUCAAUGUCCCAUCGGAAAUAAUAACAGAGGCAGUACAAUUGGAUAAAUCAAAUAAUAAAAUAGAUUAUGAUGAAAUACCAAAUGAAAAUAUUGUUUUAAAAAGUUUAGAAGACAAAAAUUUAUCAAAUAAUUUAUUGAACAACUGUACAAAUAAUGCUUUUAAUGACGUUUGUGAUAAUGAUAAGGAUUUUGAACAUUUGGAUACCCCACAAGAAAUUGUGCAUGAUAACUUACAGUGUCUGAAAAAUGAAGAAUCUUACGAAAAUGAUUUAAAAUUUGACCGGUUAACUAUAAAUAAUCCUUCUUCAGAAACUACUAAUUCUGAUGAUGAUAGUGAAAAAUUUGAAGAAAUUACUGAUAAUGCAUUUAUGAUUCCUGAAGUUAAAAGCUGUACAGAGCCAGAUGUAUAUAGUACUGCUUUGAAUGAUGCACAAGAAGAUUAUCAAAAUGCAGAUUGUAUACAAAAUAACUCUGAUGGGUUUGAUGAUUUUGAUGAUUUUGUAUGUGCGGAACCUAAGUCAUUAGUUGUUCAAUCAACAGAUAUAACUGAAAAGGAUGAUGAUUCGUUUAGUGAAUUUAGUGGCGGGGAAAAGUUUUGUUCUGGUUCACCUGAACAGAAAACAAAUUAUGACUUACCAGUAGAUACAUCUGUGAAUCAGACCAUAAAUGAUGUAGAUGAAGCCCAGAAUAUAAAUUUAGAAAAUUAUCACAUUUCAAAUAUUCCAAUUUCAGAAUAUGAUAAUAAAUCAGAUGUUGAUGAAGACGAUUUUGUAUUUCAAGAUUUUCAAUCCACAAAUCAAACAAAUCAAAAUCCAGAAACAGAUCCUAAUUCUGAAAUAAAUGAUGAGCCUGUCAGUAAAGCAAAACACAAAGAUGAAAGUUUUGAUGACGAUUUCGAAUUUCAAGAUUUUCAAUCUACAAAUCAAUCAGAACCAGAAGCAGGUUCUAAUUCUGGAAUAAAUGAUGAGCCUGUAAGUAAAGCAAAACAUAAAGAUGAGAGUUUUGAUGAUGAUUUUGGAGACUUCAAUAGUUUUGCAACAGAUAGUGUGCCUAUCAAUUAUCACUCUAACAAUGCGAGCGUGAAAGAAGUUACUCCUAUUGAUGAUACCCACUCAAUAUUAGAUACUUUCAAUGAAAAUAUGGCUUUAUAUAAAAAUAAAGAUUUUGAUACACUGUUCAAUAAAAUUUUAUCUGUAAUUGAAAUGGCAUUUCCUGCUGUUGCUGAAGAAGCACCUGUUCAGGAUCACGUAAUUAAGGAUGAUGACAUUUGUGUUAUGGAUGAAUUAAAAAAUGUUGAUAUAACGGAUAUAAAUAAAUUUCAAUGGAAAAAUUCUCAAACAUUUGAACAAACGUUAACAGCGCUGAAUAUAGAUUCAAGAAAUAUUAUGUAUGGCAAUCGGUUUAAUAGUGAAUUGCCCCGAUUUGCGUCAAAUUUAGCAUACAACUCACAGGAACCAUUAAAGCCAAAACCAGUAACAAGUGCUUUACCUCCAAGAAAAGAUGAAUAUUCAGUGAGUGAAAAUCCUAAGGUUCCUGAUGCAAAAUUUGACUGGGUUGCUGCUGGUUUAGUAAAUCCAUUAGAUGGUUCAUCAACAUAUAACGAUGGCAAAGAGAAUAUAAAUUACAUGAAUCUAUCCAUCCUAGAAGGUCGUAUUGAGGAUAUAGACAAAUCAUUAAGUGUUAAUAGUGAAACUUCAAUGUCAAUCAAAAAUAAUGGUUGUGAUAAAAUUGGUGCAAAUGUUAGUGAACAAGUUGCCCCGAGCAAAAUUACUAGUCUCAGUUUUCAUUUACCGGAAACUCACAUAUUUACAUCUCCCACUUCUGAUACACAAGAAAUAGUCAGUCAAAACAAUAAUACAAAAUUUGAUGAAAAUUUGUUUCUGAAAUCAACGACAAAACCAAAAUUAAACGAGGGAAUAAAUUUAUAUGAAGAACGUUUUGCUAGUGUUGAUACGGCAGCGUCAAAUAAAGAUCAAUCUCCUGAAAUCCUAAUGCCACAAGCUCCAUUUCAGAAUGAUCCACUCGAACAAAUUAUUAAAUUCGAACCACACAAUUACUUUGAGAGUAUGGACAACAUGACAACAACAGCCCAUGAUGUAAAUUCUUUUAAUUUUGGAACUUCUAACUACGAUUCUAAACCAGUUGUAUCAAAUGGUAUCGGUUUAAAUUAUGAUAUACUUAUGCCCACUCCCAAUGAUAAUAACAUAAAUUUGAAGCCUAAAAGGAAGGAAAGUGAUGAUUUUGAUACAAGUUUUACAGAGUUUCAAUCAUACACACAUAAUAAAAAAACACAGAACUUUGAUGCCUUGGUGAAGCCAACUUGUACAACGACGCAAAACUCGCACAUUCUCCAUCGACCAGAUGAAUCUAUUUUAUCAACAAAUUUGUCUACUUCAAACAUUCUUCAACCAAUUGUUACCAACUCAACUCUUGAUCAUUCCUUUAUUAAAUCUGAUAGUGACAAGCUUGGUAAUAAUGAUCUCUUUCAUGAAAACAAUAGUGCUGAUGAUUCCCAAACGGAGUGGUCAGAUUUUGUUUCAAUUACAACUGUAAGUUCAGCUGCAACGCCGUCUAUUCAAAGUAAUGGUAUUGAUAUUAAUGCUUUUAAAGUGCCUAUAAAGAUUGAUGCAGCUGACAUUAAGAUGACUUCGAAAGAGAUUUCGAACAGCACCGAUACUGAUGACUGGUCUGACUUUGUCUCAAGUACACCAUCAGCAUUACAUUCCUAUAGUAGCAAAAAUAUCCAGCCCUAUGACAAAUGGAACAGGACAGGCCCUCAAUUCAACAACUGGCAAACGAACACUUUUUAUAACCCUUUAGCUGGAUCAAAUUUUUUAAUGCCUCAUAGUAGUAACAGUGCAAGUGGUUUUGAUUAUAAUAAACAAAAUACAGUAAGUUCUGCAAAAUCAAUAUCAGACUCUAAUUAUAUGCGCUUUAAUAAUUCUAAACCAAAUAGUAUUAUAACGUCUAGUAGUUCGCAGCGUUCUGAGGGAAAUGAUAAGAUCUCAAGUAUUACAUCUGUUCCAGAAUUAUCAUUCGCGGUUCCUCAAUCUUUUAUUCAUUCAAUAAAUUUUUCAAAAAAAUGAUCAAACAUGAGCUUAGGUAAAUCACAUGCAGCAUUAUAAUGUCGUUGAUUUUUUAAAAAAAUCAUUUUACCAGUGUUCAAAA
Ctenocephalides felis (cat flea) is the source of this 3570-nucleotide messenger RNA. RefSeq lists its product as uncharacterized. Gene Ontology annotation, molecular function: clathrin binding. Lineage: Eukaryota; Metazoa; Arthropoda; Insecta; Siphonaptera; Pulicidae. The transcript is spliced from 5 exons. Gene Ontology annotation, cellular component: trans-Golgi network membrane; AP-1 adaptor complex. Bases 168 to 3488 code for a protein of 1106 amino acids. The record is from RefSeq and is a predicted model, not a curated record. Gene Ontology annotation, biological process: intracellular transport.